AAAAAAGACAACGAUGUAUAAAAAGUUUUCACUCUACGGACGGGGUUCAGUCCAAACCAACCAGUGUGUGCAAUAGUGCGUCACGAUAAAAAAAAAGUUUUUUAAACUUUUUAUUUUACCCAAAAAAGUUUUAAAACUUUUUAGUGAAAAAUAUGUUUACUUUAGUGACAGUUUUGCUGGGUUUAUACGGUUUCACUGCGUCUGAUUCUUCACCAAAUUGGAGCCAUCGUGAUGAAUCAGCGUGGCCUGGGAUCUGCGGUGUGGGAUCGCAGCAGUCCCCAAUCAACAUCAAGCCACAUAUGACCUUAAGCGAUCCGCAUAAGGCUCACAUUCGUGGACCCCUGGUCUACCGUGGCUAUGAAAACGUCCUAGUGUCUGCUAGAAAUACGGGCUAUAAAGUUCGUUGGGCGGUGGUCCCAGGCACGCCGCCCCCGGUGCUGUCUGGAGGACCACUCAGAGGGGAGUACUCCUUCGCUGAAGUGCAUUUCCACUGGCUCUCAGAACACGCCAUCGACGGCACCAAGUACCCUUUGGAGAUACACUUAGUCCACGUAAAGUCUGGACUAACCCUCGCGCAGGCUCUCGAAAGACCUGAUGGGGUCGCAGUCAUCGGAGUCUUGGCUGAGGUGGGCCCACCCAACGCGAGUCCAGUGCUGGACGAGCUCAUACCUGCAGUUCCUUACAUCCUGAAAAAAUCCGGAGAAGACUCAUCGCAAUUCACUAUUAGCAUUAGUCGGCUGUUCAGCCCCAAGCCGCAGGAGUACUACACAUACCACGGCUCGUUGACCACGCCGCCGUGCCCUGAGGUUGUCACCUGGAUGGUCAUGGCCCACCCCACCGUGGUCUCCCACGAGAAUUACAAGAAUCUCACGAAAGCCGACUUGAGCGGUAUCAACAAUGAUCGCGCGGUGCAACCACUACGUUCACGAGUCGUCUACCGCUCCAUGAGCUUGUCGUCCUGCUCUAGCGCUCUUUCUCCCUCUAGCAUCGGCGCUUUAGCAACGCUCUUAACAUGUCUCACUUCCAAGAUGGCGUCGGGCGUCCUCGACGGGAUGUGCAGACUGGCCAACUGGAAGAAGAAGCUGUUCGGGCAGGCUCCGAAACAAUGUAGCUAGAAGAAUUCACGAGAAUUUCUAAUCGAAUUAAUGUUAAGUUGUAUACCUAAGUAGUAAAAAAAUUAUGGGUUUAUACAUAUAAGUGUACCGCAGUUUCCUGGAGCGCUGUUCUUCAGAAGAUGUUUCUCAGAUUUGGCCUUUCAUUUCCCAAAUUCUUAAAAGAAAUUGGCUUGAAAUUGAAAUUAGAUAGGUACGGUUGGAUAACGUUAGGUUUUAAAUAUUUUAGUUAGUAUCUCAACGAAUAAAGGAUGAAAUAAUAC
Chilo suppressalis (striped riceborer) is the source of this 1375-nucleotide messenger RNA. Lineage: Eukaryota; Metazoa; Arthropoda; Insecta; Lepidoptera; Crambidae. The record is from the annotation of a GenBank genome assembly.